CUGACUCUCUUUGUUCCACAGCACAUGUCGAAGCCAUAUAGUUAGAUCCCAACAACUGCACAGCCAACAAUGUCUGCAAACUAUGGAGAAUACAUCUGCUUUUAUGGAAUGGCCUGAAUACACGUCAGAGUUAUGAUCCAUGAUUGAAUUUGUGUGGCGAAUUAGCUUAAGUCAGUGUGGAUUAACGGCAGGAGAGUGACUGAUUUGUUUUAGACUGUUGGGACACGGAUGACAUCUGGUAAUAUCAGUGAAGUGUAUAAGGCAAAACAACCAGAUCAUGGAGAAUUAAUCAUCAAAUUCUUUUCAGUUCCUCCUCCUCAAAGUCAUUUAAUACAACGUGUUUAAGUGGUCCCUGCUAUGCAGUCCAGCUUCAGUUGAUGUUGCGGUAGAGUUGUGGCUCAGGGAGCAUCAGAGGUCACGCGUGGUUUUCAUCAACUGCUGCACUGACUGACAGGGAGAAAUAAGUGCACACUGUGAAUGUGGGGGAGUGCACGCAACAUUAACUGUGCAGUGUUUGCUUCCUUGUGCAGGAGAAAGUAUAGUUGGUGUGUGUUGCUACCAGAUAUCUGAUAAAAAUAAUGUCAAUAGUAGUGAUACCAAUAUAUGAAGUGACAUACCGUUUUGUUAUUAUGUACUUAUUAUGCAAUAAUGCAACUUAUGAUACUCUUAAUCUUCCUAAAUGUCCGGCUGUUUUCAGCUAUAUUUAAAUAAGAUGCAGAUAUUGCACAGGUUCCCUUGUAGUUCAACAUGCCAAAGUAUUUUGAGCGAUCCAUACUGAAGUUAUGAUAUUGUGUCCUGUUCUGUUUUAAACCAGCAAGAUGUGGCUUCAUCAGAGUAAAAGGCAAUCAGAAUUCAAUGAAAGCUUUGGAAAAAAGAGCUUCCCGUUGCUGUUUAUUGUCUCAAGCCUUCAUAAUGCCCUUCAAUUAUUUUUUUAUUGCCACUUAGUCAGUCCUGCUAUUACGAAGUGAUCCAUUUGUGAUCAUAUUAGGGUUUGGUUUAAGCCAGACUGAUAUAAACUUGUAAGACUGAUCAGCUAGAAGUAUCCUGGGAAAACAUUAUGAUGGUUAUCAAUUAUUUAUGCGAGGAUUUUUGUUCUAGGGUAUUUUUUGGAUCAAAAGGUAGUUGUUUAACUGAAAAAAAAUCUGUUCUCCUUUUGAGUUGGGAGGGUGUACAAUGACAUUUAAAUUGUCAGGCUAGUGCAUGCAGCAGAAAAUAUACUGAGAAUACGAACAAUUGGUUCCCAAAUAAAUUGAGCUGAAACUUGAGGGGGCAAGGACAAAACAGUUUGGUUCCUCUUCAUUUUGUGCUGCUAUGUUAGGUAUGUCACACACUUCUCUAUAGCGGUAACACACACAGAGGACAGUUUCUAUUCAAAGGAAGGCCAGUGUCAAUGUGGUGGUCAUAUGUAUUUUAAAGUCUGGGCCAGUGAAGUUUUGAUUGAAGAUUUCGCACAUCAGUAAUGGUGGCGAGUGGACCUGACCAAAAGGGAAGCAGCAGGCACUGAAGAGUGCAGACGAAUGGAUGCCAUGUUAGAAAGGUUGAUAGAGCCUCUGAUACAAAGAGGACUCCGGCUCCAGUGAAGAUCCUCUCGACCUUAUUCUGAAGGAAUGAGCACCACCAAAACACACAUCUGCACACCGGGACGGACCCCUGCAACCGGACACAUCUGCAUAUUCUCCUCAAUCUUCAUUUACACUUAACAACUUGACUUGGGACAAAGUGGGGCACCUCACAGAGACGUCCAAGGUUUGAGAAAAUUCAACCAUCUUAAGUGAAUGAGGACUGUAUUUGUUGCUUUCACUCAGAGGGGUUUUUCAUCUUUGCGCGCAGUGCUCCCGUCUCACACCAGCACCAUAGAGACCAGGACAGACAUUUUACUGGGAGAGCAGAAAGCUCUGGACCAGAGUGGAGAGACGAUUGUUGGACCGGAGUCGGUUUUCAGGCACCAUGCAGUCAGAUGACCUCUUCAUCCGCAAGUUUCGCCGUCAGAACAUGCGGCCGCCUAUUGCCACCGUCAACUUUGACCCCAACCGGGAAGCAGGUCGAGUGGAGUGGCCGCCGAGGAGGGAGGCUGAUGGAGCUGAGGAUGAGAGCCUCACUCCGAGCCGCGUGGGGCUGACGCUGAGGUCGGUGGGCCGCGGCCACAUCAUGCAGAGAAGUAACAGCGAUGUAACCUUAGGAGACUUGGACUCCUCCGGGAAGGCAGGGGGGAAAGCAGCUCGGGUGGUUGGUGAGAAGGUGGGUGCGGGGGCUCAGGGUGAUGGGGGUGUGCUGCUACACAGGGAAUACGGCAGCCUGUCCUCGCUGGAGAGACAGACUCAAGCACAGGAGCCAAGGACAGACGAUCAGGGGCCCCUGAGUCCAAAUGCCCUACGCUUCAAAGACCCUUUCCUGCUUUUGGGCCUGCAGGGCAACCCUCCAGAGCCCGAUGGAUUCUUUCGUGGUCUGUCUGUGUCCACAGGGGACUCCCCAAAACCUGCCAAGCCGCCGAAGCCCGAAGGAUUAAGUAAGAAGACUAAACCCCCUCAGAUCCCUCAACCAGGUCCUAAUGAUAACAUUGGGGGCGGAGCCUGGGUGAGGAACUUUGCCCACUACGACGUCCAGAGCAUCCUGUUUGACCUCACUGAGGCGGCCACAAACAGAGACAGCAUUGGACGGAAAAAGAAUAUCACCUCUGGGGCUUCAGCCGCCUCCCAGCUGCGCCCCCUCUCCCAAGCCACCCCGUCCUCACCUGCACAGGGCGGGGGAGGCAACGGGGUGAAUGCAGAUGACCCCGAGCAGUCGCUGCUGCUGGACGAGGGUGAUGGCAAUGAUAACGAGCUCCUGCUCAGCUGCCCCCACUUCCGCAACGAGACGGGGGGAGAAGAGCAGGUGGGUCUCGGUCAAUCCCAGGGGAGGCGGGGACUCUGGUCGAGCAUGCGAACCCCCAACGAUGCAGUGUCGGUCCUGGAGGAGCCCAGAGAGAGUCACGUCCAACAGCAGGGCAAGAGCAACUACUUUAUAGAGCAUGCAGAUCUGGGAGCCCAUUACUAUCGCAAAUACUUCCACAUGAAAGAACACCAGAAUUUCUUCGGCAUGGACGACCGCCUCGGCCCAGUGGCCAUCAGUUUCCGCCGAGAGGAGAAAGACGGAUCCAGCGGCGCUCAGUACAAUUACAGAAUCAUCUUUCGCACCACAGAGAUGAAGACUCUGCGAGGUUCCAUCCUGGAGGAGUCUGUCCCUUCUGCCGCUCGUCACACGACCCCUAGAGGCUUGUCUCCCAAGAGGCUGCUGGAGUUCAUCAUGCCUGAACUGAACCUGCACUGCCUUCGCUUGGCUUCAAACUCCCCCAAGGUCAGGGACACCCUGCUGAAGCUGGACGAACAGGGGCUGAAUUUCCAGCGAAAGGUUGGGGUGAUGUACUGCCGGGCCGGGCAGAGCUCAGAGGAAGACAUGUACAACAACGAGAGCUCGGGCCCAGCGUUUGAAGAGUUCCUGGAUCUGCUCGGGGAGCGUGUGCGGCUGAAGGGCUGGGAGAAAUACAGAGCUCAGCUGGACAACAAGACGGACUCAACUGGGACACACUCGCUCUACACGCGCUACCAGGACUAUGAGAUUAUGUUUCACGUGUCUACUAUGCUGCCGUACACAGCCAACAACACGCAGCAGCUGCUGAGGAAGCGACACAUCGGUAACGACAUUGUGACGAUCGUGUUCCAGGAGCCGGGCACCCUGCCCUUCACGCCAAAGUCCAUCCGCUCCCAUUUCCAACAUGUCUUCAUCAUCGUUCAGGUCCAUGAGCCCUGCACUGACAACACCUAUUACAGGGUGGCCGUGACACGGUCUAAAGACAUGCCAUUAUUUGGCCCACUCUUCCCUAAGGGCGCUCGAUUCCCUAGCUCUCCCGCUUUCAGAGACUUUCUCCUGGCGAAGGCCGUGAAUGCCGAAAACGCUGCGGAGAAGUCAGAAAAGUUCCGCUCCAUGGCCACCCGCACACGGCAGGAAUACCUGAAGGACCUGGCUGAAAACUAUGUGACCACCACACCCAUCGAUUCCUCCACCAAGUUCCCCCUGCUCUCUCUGGGUGGCAAGCGCAAAGACAAGCUGAAGGGCGCCAAAGGGGCCGAGCUGCACAGUGCUGGGGCGCUGGUGUGGGCCGUGAUGGUCAACGGUGGAGAUGACGGGGAGGCUGGAGAACUCAGGCUCCCCUGUCUGCUCGGGGUGUCUGCUGAGUCGGUGGUGCUCAUUGAGAGGUGCACGCGCAGGGUGGUGUUUAACUGCUCCUGUCGAGAUGUCAUCGGCUGGAAGGCAGUGACAGAGACUAAGGAGGGGGGGCCCUGCUUGGAUAUCUUCUACGAGCGUGGGGAGUCUGUUUCAAUCAGUGCGAUGGAGAGCCAGGCGGAGGAUAUACGCGAGGUGGUGCAGAGGCUAGAGCUGGUGACGCGGGGAUGUGAGGCUCUUGAGGUCACUCCCCUGCGCGACGGCGUCGGACAGCCCGGCUUCCUGAUGAACGAGGAGGGUUUCGUGACGGAGCUGCAGCGGUUCUGUUACGCUGAGAGCGGAGGCCUGCAGCUGUGGGCUCGCGUGGUGCGACUGUGCGGCCACUCGCUGGUUCACCUGAGCCCCGAGGAGAGGACCAGGCUGCUCCGCACUGCGCACAAGAUCCACAUCACUGUCAUCCCACCUGACGAGAACGGCAAGCCACGCAGAAGUUUCUCCGAGCUGUACCAGAAAGCCAUCAAGGAUGCGGAGUGUAAACCCGGCGAGGAUCAGUCUGGAGAGGCCUGGGUACUGGACGAGAGGGAAGACGAAGAUGAUGACGAGGAGGAAGAGGAGGAGGAGGAAGAAGAGGAGGAGGAGAAGGAGGAAGGAGAAGCAAAGGAGGAAAAGCUGAACGAGAGUGGGGCCAAUGAAGCGGACAUGACGGAGUUGGAGGUGCAGGUGGAGGCCGAAGAGGGCGAAGGACAGUCGUGUGAUGAAGGGCAAAGUGAGAGAUGUCAUGGCUCGCUCCUCACGCCGCCCAGCUUACCUUUGCUACGGGCCACUUCUCUGCAGGACCAAGCAGCCAUUCAGAGCCAGGAGGGCAGCGGCUCGCAGCUCACACGCAGCUGCUCUUUGGAGAGACAGCCGACCUACAGGGAUUCGUGUGAUGGGCAUGUGUACGAAAACGUGGGGCUGAAGGGGGAAUGCCACAUCUAUGACAACGAGCUGAGGGACGCCACACCUGAUCUGAUCCUGACUGUCAAACCCAAGGUUCCCCUGGAGGACGUACAGUUCAUGGCCGCUGAGUUCGGUGAUGACAAAGCUUCAGUGAGUGACUCGUCUUCCCGGUUGUCAUGUUUAGACCGAGCUGAAAGAAAUUCACGAGCCCUAAGUCUUCACAACUCCAUCACCAAGAUUCUCUCAGAGACGACAGAGUCCACUGAGGAGGAGUGGCAGUCCAUCGCUGACCUGGCCACGGCCUGCCACAGCAUCCUGGAGGCUUUGUCCCGAGAGGACCAUAAAGCUGGAGACCCCUCCCAAGCAGGAGCCGACCAGACAGACGGCAAGCUGAAAGACUCAAAUGAGAGUGACUCUCCAGGCCACCUAGAAGAGAAGGUGUCGCAGCUGGAGUCCAUGCUGAAGAGGCUGCAGGAUGACCUGCAAAAGGAGAAGGAGGACAAGGCGGUGCUGCAGGCCGAGGUGCAGAGCCUCAGGCAGAACAACCAGCGGCUGCAGGAGGAGUCGCAGAGCACAGUGGCUCGCCUCAUCAAAGUCACCGAGCUGCUGUGCAACGUCAACAAGCCCUGUUAGCUUCACCGCUGCACACACAAAUCAGCAGAAAGAUGCAAGUCGUACAACGUGCUCGUACGCUCAGUAGACAGAUUUUGUUCGUAAAUAUUUGCAAAGGCAGACACACACACACACGCAUCCUGUUCAAUCUGUGUGUAACCACAGUCUCAAUCCUGAAUCAUGGACCUGCCUUUUGGUGAGGGAGUAUGCAAAUCAACCCAUGAAAAAGAACAAAAUGACAUUUCCAACAUCCCAUGACCUUCAUAGACUGACUGAUGUGCAGCUCUCAGGCUGCUACGUUGGCAUGCUAUGCCAGAGUGCUUCUCUUGGUGUAUAUGAUACAGUAUGUGUGUGGAUGUGUGCCGCAUGUGUGCGUGCGUGCGUGCGUGUGUGUGUGUGUCUGUAUGUGUGCAUCUCUUACUGUACCUCCUUGCUUCAAAUACUUGACAAGCUGGGCUGAAUAGCACUUGCAUAAAAAGUGGCAAUUAAGACUGAGAGACACUGUAUAGCAUGUUUGGUGGUGUCUUAUCUGAAAUGACCAAAAGUGUGUAUAUACGUAUAUAUACUGUAUCACCAAUAAUAUAUGUGAACAGUAGUAUCGCUAUCCUCUCUGCCAGACGUUUAGUUGCAAUGUCUGAGUGUGGUUCUGCCCGGCGCUGAUAGUGUGGAAGGCCUUGAAACAAAACAAGACAAGAAAAAAAAAAAAGGAGGAAGAUGACAAUGACAAGCCCGUAGGCAGCCUUCUACUUCAAAAGAUGUAAUGAUGCCAACUGACUGGCCUUAGAGCAAGGCCUGUUACGUAAGGACAUAAUUCUCUGCCCUCCUCACUUCUCAGUAGUACUGUAUUUAAGACACUGGAGUUUUUAAGGGAGAAAGUAUUUUAAAACCCUUACAUAAAAGGGAUGUAACCUGGAAAUGUCAUAAAAAAGGAACUGAGCAUGCUUGUUCCUCCUGGAAGUAUGUUGAAAACAGUGUAAAAGUGGAUACUGAAAAGGGUUUUUACCCCUCCUGAAAACGCAAACAAUGGCAGGAAAAGAGCUGCUUCAGCUUCCUUCCAUGAUUGCCUGUAACUGUUUUCUUCUAACCUCACUAUUGUAGCAGCCAUACUGUAGAAGAUCUCCUCCUACUGGCCUGAACCACAAAAUGCCAAAAGGCAGCUUUUACUUUCAGCUGGCAACAUAGCUUUAGGUGUCAGAAUAAAACACCUUGAACUAAUAGUAAAAUGCAGGAUAUUGUAUUUAAAUAUGUUUUGUGUUUGGCGGAUGUCUACAGUGACUAUUUUGGGUAAUUGUUUAGUAUGGCUUAUGAGUGGUAGCGGUAAGGACACUUGGUGAAAUCUUACCAUUCCACCCCGAUGUGUGUUUGUAUGUGUUUCUGUGUCGUUCUUGCACUUUUUGUUUUUUGUAAAAUCAGCACUGGACAGGGCACAUAGUGAACCUUAUUUAGCCCAGGUUAUGUCUUGCUCAACAUAAGAAGGUGGAUAAGAUCUCAUCCCCCUGCCACCACCUUUACCUCACCUUUUUGUGUCCACUGCUGUUGGCGCCAACAGCAGUAACGUGUGUUCAGAGGAGUCGGACUGCUUCUCCUCAGUGCCAACGAAAAAGCGCAGGCAGCUCUCCUGAAUCCCACUGAAAUCCAACGGAACUGACCACAAAUUAAUCUCCAACUACAAACUCUAUACUCCGACAAAAAGGGAUGCCAAACCUUCGUCAGUCACACCGACUCUUGUUUCUUGUACAAACUUCCUCUUGUAAUUUUAUUUUAGAGUCACUGUGAAUACCUGGUACCAGCAUAUUAAGAUACAAUAUAUACAGAUUAAAUUAUGAAUCUAAACUUUAUCAGUAUGUGAAGAUACUGUAUGUGUACAGCUGAACUGUUUCAUGUUACUUAGUGCAUUGGGUUACGUAUGCCCUCCUUUUUGCAGGAUGAUUAUGCAGAGAAGUGUUAAUCAUGACCAUGCAGGCGUCUUGUUUCAUCUCCUGGACAUGCUGAAGCCUCAUGACUGAACAGGGAGACGGUGGUGUGAGAAGACCUGUUUUACUGUGUCUUGUAUAGUUAUUUAGAUUGUAGGAGGUUGGUCAAGCAUGAGAAUGUGCCAAGCAACUUCCAACCCCCCCCCCCCCCCCCCGUUUGUGUGUAUGUAUAAAAAUGUAACUUAUUAAUCAUGCAAAUGUUUUCUUGUAGCUGUUUUAACUGGAGGGAAGUCUUGAGGGAAAAAAUGUGAAAUAGGGCAGAAAGGAAAAGUGGGCUUAGUUAUAAAUUUAAGUUUCUUUUGUAGAAAACCAACAACCAUGAUAUGACAACAUACUCUCUGCUAAAUGUGACAAUGGUCCUUUUUAUCAUUCUGAUUUUGAGCUAUUUCAGCGAUAGCUCUUGAAUAUAAUAAGGUCUUAAAACACCAUUAGGUACGCCUUAAUGAGUGAAACUCUUCUUUUGGAAUGGAUGUUUAAAUUGGUCAUACCGGUCUUAUCUGAAGGCUUAUUCCUCUGACUUUGUGCCUACCAGAAAAUGUAAUGUAUGGUAACCCAGCUUAGUGACCUCAUUUCUUUGUCUUUGGUUGCACUUACUGAGGUUUUGUUUUGUGGCAGAUGAAGGAUUUCCUAAGAGACCGUCGCAACAUCUGGUCUGUCAUCCGCUGUGCGAGGAAAUGUCAUUGAGUAACACAUGAUCCGAAAGAUCAGAUGAUGAUGAUGAUAAUAAUAGAUGUGUGUUGAGGCUCAGUGAUUACCACCGAUGGUUCAAGGAAGCAAACCGACAAAUAUAUGAUUUUUCAAAGCAAAUUAAAAGGAAAAAGUUGCUGAAAAUGA
Anarrhichthys ocellatus (wolf-eel) is the source of this 8558-nucleotide messenger RNA. It is a transcript of the gene sipa1, whose product is annotated as signal-induced proliferation-associated 1. The transcript is spliced from 16 exons. Gene Ontology annotation, molecular function: GTPase activator activity. Gene Ontology annotation, biological process: regulation of small GTPase mediated signal transduction. The coding region runs from base 1948 to 5772 and encodes 1274 amino acids. Lineage: Eukaryota; Metazoa; Chordata; Actinopteri; Perciformes; Anarhichadidae. The record is from RefSeq and is a predicted model, not a curated record. Gene Ontology annotation, cellular component: cytoplasm.